GUCAUCGCGCCAAAGCGGCAACCUCGCUCUCAUUCGGCAGACAGGGGCGCCUCCACAGAACGGUCAAUACUAUUUGUGGUAAGAUGCAACGACGUCAGGCUCGCCUAUGUCAAUGGCGUUUCCCAGCUCCCACCAAAUUCAAUUUCCAAUGCACAUCCCGUUGGGUCCCGUUGUGGAGACCAAGAUUGGUCAAAUCUCCCCAGCACGCGCUACGUCACGGGUUGCACGGUACCUGCAUUCUGCGCAAUGGUCCUUGCUUCUGACCUCCAAUCGACGGACCGGGACACUAGCAGCUCUCGCCUGCCCCAAGGCUUACUGGAACCCUGUCCAUGCGCGCUCCUCCAAGAGGCUCCACGGCCGACAACGGGAAGCUUGCGGCAUUGA
Colletotrichum orchidophilum is the source of this 384-nucleotide messenger RNA. RefSeq lists its product as uncharacterized. The record is from RefSeq and is a predicted model, not a curated record. The transcript has a single exon. The annotation marks the transcript as partial. NCBI's taxonomy places the organism in Eukaryota, Fungi, Ascomycota, Sordariomycetes, Glomerellales, Glomerellaceae.